UCUCAUCGUUCUCCUCCUCGUUUAUCGCGUAAUUGUGGUUUCGAUUUAAGGGUUUUUUUUUUUUGUUGAAUUCCUCAUCUGGGAUUAUUAAAGUUUUCAUCUUUCAUUGAGUUCUUAGUCUUACCAGUCGUAAUAUUUAUUUGAGAAUUGAAAUUGUUGAUCUUUCUUUGUUGGGUUGUGAUUUUGAAGAUGACUGAAGAAGAUAGUGGCAAAUUAGUGUCCUCGGAACAACAAACCCGACCCGCUUUGUGUGAUUUGACGAAUCUCCCAGCUAAAAGGGGGAUUUCUUCGAUUCUGGGUGAUUUGAUUAAUGAAUCUGGUAAGUCCAUUGUUGCUCACGAAGGUUCGAGAGAGAAGUUUUCAAAGAGGUUGUGUUUAGUUGUGGAUGAUUUGGUUAAGGAGAAUGCUAGUCCUGUUGGUACAACUAAUGAAGGGUCUUCUUCCAAUUAUAAGAAGAAUAGUUGUGGUGGCUCUGAUGAUGACAAAGGAGAAUCUGAGGAGUAUCAUGAUGCUGUUAUGGAAUUCUCCGGUGGAGAUGGCAAUGCAUCCAAGGAAAGCAGGUCUUUACAGAUCUAUUUUGAGCCUGGCGAUAGGGACGGUGCACGGGAGUUAAACGAGUCUGCUGAUGCGUGUCAAACGGAUGUUACUGGUGAAGGGUUGGCUUUAUCUGUGUUUACUGGCAACGCCGAGAGACAGAAUCCAGGGGAAGACUUGCCUAAUUGUCGGAAUUUGAGAUCAUUUGAAAUGAGUAGGUGCUCAAAUGUUAAGAGGAAGGAGCAUGUGGAUCAGAAUAUGGGAGAUGACUUGCUUAAAUCAUGCUCCUGUUCUUUUUGCCUUAAAGCUGCGUAUAUCUGGUCAGAUCUUCAUUACCAGGAUACCAAAGGUCGAUUAUCCGCCUUGAAGAAGAGUCAGAAAAAAGCUAGCAACUUGAUUCAAAGAAACGGCAAAGAAUGGCCUACAGAUUUUCAUGCAGCGGUGAACUCUUCUAGUUCUGGGAAACAAGAGUCUAAACUCAUGGGGCAAUGGAGGUCGCUCUUUCUUAGCAUGGGUGAAAUCCUAGGUCAUGAAAGUAACCACCUUCAAAAGAGCUUUGAGACAAUGAGUAAAUAUCGAGAAGACUGCAAGAUGGAUUUGGAGAGAGCGAUGAAAACACCUCACACAACACCUAGUAAGUAAGUACUCUUUUCGAGUCUCAACUUGAUCAAACACUGUAAUGAAUCGAACUUCUUUCCUUUCUGAAAAUUAUAAUAUCUGGACGCAAUGUAUAGAUGUUUGAAUUCGUAAAUGAUUAUGUAUUUGUGAGAUUACAGUUGGUGUUAGUUCUUCUCUCAAACUCUUUGUGUUCUUCUCUCAAAA
Messenger RNA from Capsella rubella, 1356 nucleotides. RefSeq lists its product as uncharacterized. Bases 190 to 1176 code for a protein of 328 amino acids. Lineage: Eukaryota; Viridiplantae; Streptophyta; Magnoliopsida; Brassicales; Brassicaceae. The record is from RefSeq and is a predicted model, not a curated record. The transcript is spliced from 4 exons.